AUGGCAUUUAAACGCAUGAUCAACACUAGAGGAAUGCCCCAAACUAUGUUCAGUGACAACGCAAAAACCUUUAAAAGAGCAGAAAAAGAACUAAUGGAAACAAUUCAAAUGGCAAAUCAAAAACUAAAAAAUGCUGCAGACACAUAUAAAUUUGCAUGGAAAUACUCCACAGAACUCGCGCCCCACAUGGGGGGAGUAUGGGAACGACUCGUAAAAUCAAUCAAAGUACCCUUACGAAAAGUGUUAGGACAGGCCCUAGUAACGUACACAGAACUCAUCACUAUCUGUAAGGAAAUUGAAGGACAAGUGAAUGACCGACCGCUCGCAGCUGCGUCGGAGGAUACACUCCAAGUCAUCACCCCCUCACUAUUGAUUUUAGGGCGAAAAAUUAGACCAUGGGUAGACAAAUUUAGCGAAACCACAUUUGCCCAACCACAAGACAUCAGAGAACGGUGGAAAUAUCGCAACCAGCUUACUCAACAAUUUUGGAACGCGUGGAAAAAGACAUACCUCCCAUCUCUUCAACAAAGGCACAAAUGGUACUCCAAAUGCCCCAAUAUCAAAAUAGGGGAUUUAGUCCUAAUCGAAAAAGAGAACAUAAAAAGAAAUGAUUGGCCAGUAGCUAGAGUCCAACAAGUUGUUACAGGCAGAGAUGGCCUUGUCCGGUCACUGCACCUCCGAAUCCCGUCCAAAGGUCCAGGCCCAACGACGCACAAAAUUGUUACCAGAAGCGUACACAAUGUCUUCCCAUUGGAGGCCACGAUCGAAUCACGACAUGAUCACGAUGUAGGCCAACCAAUUGUAAACAAACGCCUGUUGCAAUCGACAGCCGGAACGUCUCCAAAAAAGCGACAAAAAGACGCUCCGUCACGACAAAGAAUUCACUUCUGUCC
This is a messenger RNA of Paramuricea clavata, 893 nucleotides long. Lineage: Eukaryota; Metazoa; Cnidaria; Anthozoa; Malacalcyonacea; Plexauridae. The record is from the annotation of a GenBank genome assembly.